Acaromyces ingoldii is the source of this 1842-nucleotide messenger RNA. Its product is annotated as MFS general substrate transporter. The coding region runs from base 13 to 1842 and encodes 609 amino acids. The transcript has 8 exons. Gene Ontology annotation, molecular function: transmembrane transporter activity. Lineage: Eukaryota; Fungi; Basidiomycota; Exobasidiomycetes; Exobasidiales; Cryptobasidiaceae. Gene Ontology annotation, biological process: transmembrane transport. The record is from RefSeq and is a predicted model, not a curated record.
CCAGCCCCUGCUAUGGCUCGGAGCAAUCUGAUCGCGCUGGCCUCUUUCAGGAGCCAGAGAGGACGCCGUCCUGUAGAGCUUCCAUCUUCGAACAACUCAUCGACGAUCUUGCUUACCGGAGGCACGAGGUCCGAGGGCGCAAAUGCUAAGCAGUCCACUCCAGUCGGCGUCAUAAAUUCGGAUUCAAACAAUGAGCCAAGCCAUGGGCGCCUGCUCCCGCUCGGACGCUUCCUCCUCGUCUAUGCAUGCCUCUCGCUCGCCGUGCUCCUCACUGCCCUGGACCAAACGGUGGUAGCUUGUAUCCUGCCCAACAUUUCUGCCGAGUUUGGCGCGCGCGAUGCGCCCUGGAUCGGCACGGCCUACCUGUUGACCCAAACGACCUUUUCGCCGCUGUACGGGCGUCUUAGCGAUGUCUUUGGCCGCAAGAUUCUUUUUCUCGCAGCACAAGCCAUCUUCCUCGUCGGAACCUUGCUCUGCGCGCUUGCUCCUACCUCGAUCGUGCUCAUUCUGGGACGUGCAAUUGCGGGCAUCGGUGGCGCAGGUCUCUUCAGCAUGGUCCACAUCUGCAUCUCAGACGUUGUCACACUUCGCAAGCGAGGCACCUAUCACGGCAUUCUCUCUGCCAUCAACGGCGCAGGCUCUGCCAUUGGGCCGCUUGUGGGCAGCACCUUUGCCUCGACAGGAAAGAGUGGAUGGCGACUGGCGUUUUACUUUCAGCUUCCCAUUGUCGGCAUUGCCGGCAUCUGUACGGCCAUCUUCUUGCCCCAGAUCGGCAACGCAGACAUCCGCAAACUUCCCAACAAGCUCAAGGCCCUAGACUACGGAGGCAUGUUCUUGUUUCUGGCUGGGUCCAUCUGCUUCUGUCUGUCCUUGAACUUCUUCGUGCCGCCCUCGGUACCAUUCACCUCGGCCAAGGUUCUCGCACCUUUUCUCCUCUCAAUUGCGCUGCUGACGGCCUUUGGCUUCUACGAGUCCAAGAUCGCAAAGGAGCCGAUUGUUCCAAUGAAGAUCUUCCGUAACAUGUCGGUCGAUCUCGUCUUUGUGCUCAACUUCUCCUUUGGCUAUGUGUUCUAUGGGUCGUUGUACUACGUGCCCCAGUUCUUCCAGGCGGUCGCAAACGAAAGCGCAUUCAAGUCGUCGCUAAGCUUGAUGCCAAUGGUCGUCAUGUCGAUUCUGUUCAGCUGGGCCUCGGGCCUGGCCACGAGCAUCCUUGGCGCCUACAAGUGGAGCUUGACAAUCGCCUUUACGCUGCAGCUCAUGGGCUCGGCCCUGCUGGUGGUCUUCUUCACCCCGACAGUUGCUCAGGCAACCUCGAUUGGCGUCUUAGUCGUGCUGGGCAUCGGUUUCGGCUGUCAGAUGCAGAAUACGCUCGUCGCGUGCCAGUCGGCGACGCGGCAGAAAGAGGUGGCCAUGGCUACAGGCGUGCGCAACUUCUUCCGCAACAUCGGUGGCGUCGUCAGCCUUUCCAUUUCGGGUGCCAUCCUCCACGGGUCGUUGCCCCGGCGUCUCGAUAAAGCCGUCGGCUCCAGCAUCAGCGACGACGUGCUGGACCACAUCCAAAACGACCCCCUUGCCAUCUAUACGCUGCCCGACGAGCUCACCAGGUUCGUCCCGGCCAUCGUCGACGUAUACGCCGACGUAUUCCGCAUCAUUUUUCUCGUCUUCGUCCCCCUCUCGGCGCUGGCAUUCGUUGUCGUCAUUGUUCUGCCCGAGUACAGCUUGGACCGAGCGCACGAUGGCGAGCCACAGAAGCGUCUGCAUUCGAGCACCAACCCCGUCUACUUGUGGCGUCUCUGCUGGUCCGGACAGGCUGGUCCUGCUAUAGAUUAUAGACUUGAAUAG